UAACAAAGCACUGUAUAAUAAUUUCUUUCCUUUACCUUAUUUGCUGUCAAUAAUUUCUCUAGCUCAAAGAGUCGGGGGAAAUUUUAUGCAUGAACAGGAGUACUAUCUACUUGCGUGGUGCUGGAGGGUUUUCAGACUCUUCACGGCCAUACUCAUAUGCUACCUAUCCUGCUAAUCAAGUUUCUCGCAUUUCUAUUCCAAAUUCGGCACCUUCUGCAGUAUGCGACGACCAGACAAAGCAAUCCCAGGCAUUGUUAUAUAGGCCAUUUGGGGAUUACAAUCCUUUGCAUUCAGACCCAGAUAUUGCACAGCUUGCUGGGUUCACCCGUCCAAUCCUGCACGGCCUCUUCACCCUAGGAUUUGCUGCUCACGCCAUCAUAAAAUCUUUCUGCAACGAUGAACCGACGAUGGUGAAGAGCAUCUUCGGUCGUUUCCUUCUGCACGUCUACCCCGGGGAAACGUUGCCCACUGAGAUGUGGCUUGACAGCCAGAAGGUGCACUACCAAACGAAGCUUGUGGUUGGAGAUGCUUGUUUGAGCAAAAGGGAGCUGCAGCCUGCAGGGCUUGAUUCAAGAAGGUGCAAACCUGCUGGUCAAGGCAGCGAGCGUUAA
Zea mays is the source of this 611-nucleotide messenger RNA. Its product is annotated as enoyl-CoA hydratase 2, peroxisomal. Gene Ontology annotation, cellular component: peroxisome. The transcript has 6 exons. Lineage: Eukaryota; Viridiplantae; Streptophyta; Magnoliopsida; Poales; Poaceae. The coding region runs from base 90 to 611 and encodes 173 amino acids. Gene Ontology annotation, biological process: fatty acid beta-oxidation. The record is from RefSeq and is a predicted model, not a curated record. Gene Ontology annotation, molecular function: (3S)-3-hydroxyacyl-CoA dehydrogenase (NAD+) activity; 17-beta-hydroxysteroid dehydrogenase (NAD+) activity; enoyl-CoA hydratase activity.